AUGGCUAUACACCUUGAAUUACUACAAGAAGCAGUAGAUGAUAAAGGUUUUGAGUCUUUUAUCAAAUCUGGUGUUAGUAACAAAGCUGUUAUCAAUAAGCUGGUCUUUGAAGACUUUGAGGAACAGAAAAAAGUAUUUGGAGAUGCAACACCAGGCAUUGACGAAAUGGUACUCAAAUUACCGAGAGCUUUCAUAAAUCAUUAUGAAAACAGGAUCAUAGAGUGCGUGAGAGCAGCAUUUGACAAGUUACCUAGUAAAAUCAAUACGGUUUAUCUAGUAGGAGGGUUUGGAGGGUGUAGGUUUGUUAGGCAAAAGAUAGAAGAAGCUAUCGCUCAGCAUUGUGGUAUUCUUUAUGAUAAUAUAGUGUGUCCUCAAUAUCCAGGUCUUGCUGUUGUAUCAGGAGCAGUAAUGUGGAGGAAAGAUCCUAACAUAAUCCAAUCACGUGUUGCUGAUGCGACCUAUGGGAUAGCAGGUGGGCCUAUAUUUAACCCAUCAAUACAUGAUGAACAUUACAAGUUUGUAGAUGAAGAUGGUGUAUUACGUUGUGACAAUGUACUAUGCGUAUAUGUACUCAAAGGAGAAACAAUAAAGGACUAUGUAUAUAAAAUAACUUAUAUACCUCAUUCUCAAUGGUCCACACAAGCUCACAUCACAAUAUAUUGUACAACAGAUGAUGGAGUUCAAUAUGUAAGGGAUAAAAAAGGUAAAGUAACAGUACGUAAGAUUGGUGAGCUAAUAUUUGAUAUUCCUAAUCCUGAGAAUAUACCAAGAAAUGAGAGAGCAUAUGACGUAUUUAUGGAUUUCAGUGGUACAGAGAUACAAGCAAGAGCUCAGUAUACUAUCACAGGAGAAGAAGUGAAAACAGUUUGUGACUUUUUAUCAAACCAAGACUAA
Messenger RNA from Amphimedon queenslandica, 894 nucleotides. RefSeq lists its product as uncharacterized. The coding region runs from base 1 to 894 and encodes 297 amino acids. The record is from RefSeq and is a predicted model, not a curated record. The transcript has 3 exons. NCBI's taxonomy places the organism in Eukaryota, Metazoa, Porifera, Demospongiae, Haplosclerida, Niphatidae.